Molecule: messenger RNA, 2414 nt
Organism: Kickxella alabastrina
Lineage: Eukaryota; Fungi; Kickxellomycota; Kickxellomycetes; Kickxellales; Kickxellaceae
Exons: 1
Coding region: 117-2345 (742 amino acids)
Source: RefSeq, a predicted model, not a curated record
CUAUUUCUAUUUUUCUCCUCUUUCUAAUUGCUUGGUCUGCAUUUUAGCCAUUUUUUCAAUUUCCCUCUUUAAUUUAUACGCAUUUCCAGCCAUUGAACAUACCCAAAUUUAUUGCCAUGUCGGGCACAGCGGCCAACACAGACACCGGUGAAAACAGGGACGACAUGACAAACAGCAAUGCGAACUUAAGUCCAGGCGGGCCGUCGCCGCAUUCCUUGGGCGUAGAGAACUUGACAUCGCCACUGGCGCUAUCCACAAUUACCAGCGGGGCAAACAACGAUAACUCGUUCAGGGAGGCCAUAGAUGUCGCCGUGGUGUCGCUGGCCAGGUACACCUUCGCUGACCCGGGGGUUGCUGAGGCUGGGCCGGCGCCCUUGGAUCCGCCGAUUGAGCGGCCGCGGCUCUUGGGAGUAGACCAGCCGCCUCUGGCUGCGGUUUCGGUGCAGCGGGCAGCCGGCAACAUGGGCAUUGCCCGCAGCGACGGAGACAGAGACAGAGACGGCAACGGCGACGACGGGCUCAUUGCCGAAUUCACAGAGGAUCGGUGCCAUCGGCAGCUGGCGAUGAUAGCAAAGCGGUUGCUUCUGCCCGAUUCGUAUAUCGAGGCGUGCUAUGACUUGCACCAGUUUUUGGACACAAACACAGCGAUGCUCGACGUCGAGGCAGUGCAGCGCAACGUAUUCAAGUGCUUGAAGAUAUGCGCGCGCCUGUCGAAGCUCCAUGGGUACAACAUCCAGCUGAUGUGGCAAAUCAUCCAGCAGGCGCACCGAAUGAUAGCAAGGUUUACGCCAGAGCGCGCGCACACAAUUAAUUUGUGGCAUAUCAAGAUGACCAACCGCAUUCGCAUGAUGGCUGUGGCGCCGGCUUCCGAUGGCUCGGCGCCGCCGCGGCUGCCCUCAGUGCCCCCGCGUGAGCUGCUGCAGGCACAGGCGCGCGAAAAGCUUUUGCCGCUGCCAGAAAUGAGCGUGUCAGCGCUCAAUGACUCGCGCUUUAACCGUGCUGCGGGCACCUCUAGUGCCUCGUACUAUCUGGCCAACUCGCUAGCCAGCCAGCGCCAGAGCCUUGGCCAAAGUCAAACGCAGAGCCAGAUUCUGCCACCUAUAAUGGUAGUCGGCCGGAGCUCGGUAGUGGACACUGGGGUCAGCCAGGGUGCUGGUUUCAAUGGAAUGAUGACAGCGGCAGAUUAUAGCGGAUCUGCAUCUUCUCCUGGUUCCGGUUCCGGUUCUGGUGCUUUUAAUGCCUCGGCCCUAUUGCCGCCGUUGGCACCUUUGGCGCCAGCAGCAGAGCCCAAUGGAGCCGGUUCUGAAUUCGGGUUUAACCCUGGACCUGUUUCCAACCACUACAACAGAAACAAUGUAAGCGAGGGCGCCCCCACCGCUUCGAGCUCAACAACAACAACAACAUCAUCAGCCUCUGCCUCUACGUCUUCCUCAAUGCGAGAGGCCGAGCUGGCAAUCAUUGAGCAGCAGCUGCGCGAGCUUGAAAACAUGCCGCCAGAGAGCAUGGGUCCGAUGCUGCGGGCAGCACUCAAUUUGCUGGUCGAAAUGCGCUUUCGCCUGCAGCUCGGCCUUCCGAGAAUUGCCAUUGCCGAUGGUGCGCAGAAUGAAAGAGGCGCCCCUGCCAUUGGCGCGCCAACAUCUCGUCAUCAUCAGAGUAUGCAGGCUGGUGGUGUGGACAGUGACAUGGUUGGAUUAAGCAACCCGGUUAGAGAGAGUCGCGCAGUGACGUUGAACGGCCACCGCCGCUACAGCAGCAGCAGAAUCAAUGCCAAUGACGAGGUGUUUGGCGCAAACGCAGAGGACGAGAGCAGAGUUAUUGAGUACGUGCUGAAUCAGAUUUCUACCUCUCGCAGACAACAACAGCAGCAGCAGCAGCAAAGUGCCAGUUCUAGCAACGAAUUUGGCGCGCCGUUGUACAUGAUGCCGCACCACACCGGAAUGUACUACCCACGCAAUAACGGGUUUGCUGGCGCUAACUCGUAUUUGAACUUGUUUCCAGAGUCACAGACACAGACGCCGGACAACAGGCCGCGCGGCGCUCGCCGGAGGCGGGGUUUCGAUGACCAGGAGGCACAGAAUUCGCAAGAUGACGGGAGCGAAGACGACGACAUUUCUGGCGAGAGUGAAGAGGCUAUGGACGAUAGUAGUAGCGAUGGUGACAGUGGAAGCGGUAACAUGAGCGAUGAUAUUCACAGUUUGAGCGAUAUCAAUGCCGACAGUUCCGGAAGCUCUGAUGAGUCUGGCAGCGACCACUUUGAGCAAGACAUGCAGGGGCGAGGGGGACGUUCAAGCCAGCACUACCAGCGCGAUGAUGAACACGUGCACCGCCGCGUGCGCCGUCAUUAAAUGACAAGUGUUCAUACCGAUAACAGGUAUUUCUGCCGUUUGUUAUGUAUAAUUAUGCCAUAAAUAAAU